CUCACAUUUCAGAGUACAUAGAAUGAAGAGCAGGACUAUCCCUUUCACUAACACCAAAACAUUUAAUCACCUUAUCUGUAUAUAAUCUAACCACAUCUUUGGUGGCCUCCAGACAUAGACACAUUUUGUUAUUUCUUUCCUUGCUUUUAGAUCAACAUUUCUCUUGCAAAGUCCCUUUACGGUUUUUAUGAAUAAUACCAAUAUCACACUGAGUAGAUAUCAGGAUAUAUCACAGCAACACGUAGAGCAGGAGUGCAUAACAAAGUCCAGCAAAGACACAUGUAAGGUGUUGCACCCCUGGAAAAGUAAUCCAGGAGUGCAGCAAAGGCUGAGAUCUUUCACAGAAGUCAGUGGAUAAAAGCUUAAAGAAUUGGAUCAGCUUGUGUCUGUUCUGAAAGGCAGAACCGGUUUUAUGACUUCAGCACCAGCACUGACUUCCUAGAGAAAUUUUUGGCAUAACCAACAGUCUCCACCCUUAUUUUCUUCUGUCACAUCUGAAUCAGAUUUCAUCAAUUCCUAUUUAUCCACUAAUCUUGAAGAGGGAGAGAGCCUGUGAUAGAAAGCCUUGAGCUGUGCACCUGGCCCAUAGAAACAAGUGCAGAAGCCACAAUAACUGUUUCCAUCUGCUAGAGACCAGAAUACAGAUCUGUUAGGCUGCUCCACUAAAAACAGUUUGUGUAUUCCCACAUGGUGCAUUUUGUGGGAAAAUAAGGCUCAUAGUAAUGUGGUUUGAAAUUACAACUCCUUAUACAAUGUUUUCCUUUUAUAUUUCUGUAGCAAAAAAGGCAAUUAACUUAAAUAUGAUAAAGAGAGAGAUUCUGUAAUUCUGAUCUGUCUGUGGCAGUGAUACUGGAUAGAGGCAGUUAUUGCUACUUGCUAGAAAUUAUUAGUUAACUUUGUAUUUAAAAUAAAUUUUAUUAGAAGAAUACAUCAAAAUACACGUUAGCUGUGUAAACUUCUUUGAUUGUGACAGUCUGUAGUCAAAGCUUUUUAUUUUUCCUGUGAGGAAACCAAAUACAUUUCCAGAAAUGUUACAUUCACUCUAUAUACAUCUACCUGGGAAGAAGACAUCCUACAAACUUCCUUUUCCAUGCUGGGUACUGCAGUAUUAGCCCAAUGCCAGUUCUGUAUUGUGAAAAAAUAAGUGAAAAAUGCAGAUAAUGUUUUGAAUCAAAAUUGUAAAAUAUUAAUAUAGCACUUAUUUAAUGAUUAGAAUGUAAUAUUAUUAAAUUUUUCAUAGAAAUAUGGUUAUAAGCAAAAAAAAGUAAAACUUAAAACUCCCAAAAUGAACAAAGCAAAAAUGCCAACCAAGCCCUAAUAGAUGAUAAAUGAGGCUAAUUUGGAAUUGAGAAGCAAUCACCAUAAAAAAAUCCCCAGUUUUAGAGACAAGAACAAUUAUGAUGAACUCCUGUUACGAGAUCUUUCUUCUCUACAGCUUGUAUUACUUAGCACCUGCUCUAGAAACAUCUAUAAAUAACCAUUUUCUGUUUCAGACAAAAUUUACAUUGAAAACUAUCUUGGUGCAGCUGCUCAGUUUUUCUAAAAUUGUGAAUUGCCAAAAAAGGAACAGUAAUUCCUUGGGGAGCUCAGAGUUAAAUCCUUUUCUGUAACACGAUCCCAUGUAGUGGAGCUGUGAUGGAAGUCCAUUAUUACUGCUAGCUGUUCUUAGAGUCGGUCAAACUGAGAAGCCUUCUGUAGAUGAUCCUUGCUCUUUUACAAUUUCUGUGCCUUUGUAGUUCCACAACUACUGCCCCUGAUGGCACAGUGCCCCAAAAAUGAAUACUUUGAUAAUUUGCUGCUCUCUUGUACUCCUUGUCACCUCCGGUGUUCCAGUGCACCACCGCCCUCCUGUGAAAGCUACUGUGAGAAGAGUACCGAUUCAAGUGGAAUUCUUUGGAUUUGUUUGGGCAUAGGGUUGAUUUUAAUAUUCACUCUGUUUACCUUAAUGGUCCUGUUUAAAUGGAAGCACCUAAAGCAACUAAAAGAAAAACUGGAAAACACAGACUCCUCUGUGGAGCCGAAUAAUAUUCUCAAGGCUAAUACUGAAAGCAGUGUGAAUACAGAAGAAAUUAGACACACACUUCCAAGUGAAACAUUAAUGUAUUCAGUGGAAGAAUGCACUUGCAGUGACUGUGGCUUGGUAAAACCUCAGACUGGCUGUGAGACUUCAUUUCCAUUACCAGCUACUGAAGAACGAGCUGCUGUUCUAGUUACCACCAAAUCUUUUGAUUAUUAUAACUACGUUCUGGGUGUUGGAUGACUGGGAGAGGAGUGUAUUUGUACUGAGUAAUAAUAAAUGAGUUAUUCCAGUA
Messenger RNA from Passer montanus (Eurasian tree sparrow), 2312 nucleotides. RefSeq names its product TNF receptor superfamily member 17 (gene TNFRSF17). The record is from RefSeq and is a predicted model, not a curated record. Gene Ontology annotation, molecular function: signaling receptor activity. The transcript is spliced from 3 exons. NCBI's taxonomy places the organism in Eukaryota, Metazoa, Chordata, Aves, Passeriformes, Passeridae. Bases 1757 to 2260 code for a protein of 167 amino acids. Gene Ontology annotation, biological process: tumor necrosis factor-mediated signaling pathway.